ACAGGUAAAAUACCUGUCGAGUCGAUCGACUGUCGUGCCAUGCUGCUGUGACGGUCGCGUCCGGCCGCGCUCCGAAAUAUUGACGAAAUAAUAAUUCGUAAUGUCCAGAUCCCCUUGGCAGCUUGCCCGAUGUGUGCCACGCGGUUGUGCGAGGAACAUAGUUAUUUUAUCAGUUCAAGCAGCGAUGCAGCAGCAGCAGCAGCUGUUCUUCAAGCGAUAGCUUUGCAUAGUGGGACUGGUCAUUUUGAAAUCUCUGUCCUCCCCCGAUGACCCAGUCGUAUUUGUGUAGAAUAAUAGAAUAUCCUGCAGCGAAUGAUAUUGUUGUAACCUAAGUGAGCCAUGAAGGACAUCAAUCUUGAGCAAUGGUUUCACGGGCGCAUCCUUCGCGAGGAAGCGGAGGCUCUCCUACAGAGGAAUGGCUGUGGCGAUGGCCUGUUUCUGGUGCGUGAAAUGACGAACUUGGCAGGCGACUAUGCACUGUCGCUGGCAUUCGGCGGUAUAAAAUACCACUAUCAGAUCACUCGGCACAGCGAUGGCCGUGUGGCGAUCGAGGAAGGCCAGCGAUUCGAAGGUCCGGUAGAGCUUGUUGCCCAUCACUUCACCGCCCAGGAUGGCCUGCUGACCAAGCUACGGAGACCGCUGCUGCGCGAGAGAAACGUGGAGCCGAUGGGUUAUAAGGGAGUAACGCAUGCCGAAAUGGAGGCUGCCAGGCGGCAAGCCGUUGCCUCGCUUGCCAGCAUGGGGUUCAGAGGUGAGCCGCAUGAAGCGAUUGCAAAGUUCCGGCGGCAGGUGGAACAAAUCGUGGGUGCAGUGAUUCAGACCAAACAGCCAUGGUUCCAUGGUAAAUUGACACGUGUGGAUGCCGAGAAGAGGAUGAACCAGCAUCUGCCGUUGAAGGACGGUUGUUUUCUAGUGCGAGAACGCGACCAGCAGGGAUCCUAUGCUGUUUGUCUGGCUCACCGCCAGACCGUCUUCCACUAUCUACUAGAUAUCGACGUGGACAGCCUACUUUCUAUAAGUAAUGGACGGAAAUUCGAUACUUUGCUUGCGGUGGUAGACCACUAUUCUCGGAAGCCGGACGGCCUGUUAUGUCCUCUGACUGACCCCAUACCCAAUGACGAGCAACUCUACGAGCCCACGCCAGUAGCCAGCAAAGUGGCUCUACCCGAUGUUCCGGGCAGCGGACGGCAUAAGGUCGUCGUCAGCAUUGGUGACGAUAUGCCUGACUUCUUCCGGGUGGACAAGGAGCCAGGCUUUCAGAGUAUCUUCAGCGAGAGUUCCGAUCAGGGAGUCUUUGAAAUCACUCCCAGUGCUAUCUCCACUGAAGAUCAACUGGGAUCUGGAAACUUUGGUUCGGUACUUCUUGGUACCUACAGUCUGCCGCGCACAAGGAAGCGUGUGCAGGUUGCCGUCAAGAUGCUGAAGGUGGAUGACGUGCCGAACCAAAGGGACGAGAUCCUACGUGAAGCUCAAACCAUGGCCGGACUUGACCACCCGCAUAUAGUUCGUCUUGUUGGUGUGGUAAAGUCGAAUCCGAUGAUGCUGGUAAUGGAGAUAGCCCAUCUUGGCCCACUACACAAGUUUCUGCGGAAACGAAAGAAGGAAAUUACGUGGCUCGAAGUGCUGUCCCUCAUGCUACAAGUGGCUGUGGGUAUGGCUUAUCUGGAGGAGAAGCGCUUUGUCCACCGCGAUCUCGCUGCGCGCAAUGUGCUGUGCGUGACGCCGCGCUUCUGCAAGAUCAGUGACUUUGGCAUGUCCAGAGCGCUGGGUCUAGGCAACGACUAUUAUAGGGCCGAGGUGGCAGGUCGCUGGCCAUUGAAGUGGUACGCACCGGAAUGUAUCUACUUCUUCAAGUUCGACACCAAGUCCGAUGUCUGGAGCUAUGGGGUCACGCUGUGGGAGGCGCUGUCGUUUGGCGACAAGCCCUACUUUGGUCGUAAAGGCACGGAGAUUCUGAGAAUGUUAGAGGACGGCGAGCGACUGGACUGUCCAGCUGCCUGUCCACCAGAGGUAUAUCAGCUAAUGACGAAAUGCUGGAGUUUCGAGUCUAUCAACCGCCCAUCAUUCAAGCAAGUUCUCAGGGAGCUGAAGUCCCUGUGCAAGCGAGCACACAAGGGCGAGAUUCGACCUGCAGAUCUCUACCUGCCCAUGCGGCACUGAAGCGUGAGAAAAAGACAAUGCAACCUGAAAGUGCCCCUGCGCCAUCAUUCCUAGCUGCAAUGGCUUCAACACUGUCUUGGAUCGUUCGGCAGCAUGCUUCCUAUGCCUGUCCCGCGUGGUGAAUUGAAGAAUUCUGAUGCAAAUUUUUUCUAUUUCUUAUCGUUCUUACCCCACGAAUAUUAUCUGCGCCGACGCACUGAAGUGCGUUGUAAGCCGGCAAGCGAGAACCUGAAAGAGUUUAUAUUUCUGUACAUUCGGCUCCUUCCCAACUGUUUCAUGCCCUAUUUACACCUUUGAGCUCCCGCCAUCCCCCCCCCCCCCCCUCCCUACGACUGCCGCCAGCAACUGACGAAGUCGCUCACAAUAUCUAGUAUUGAUCACGUCUAACUUUAGACGACUCGGCCCUACCCACUGUUUCUAUAACUGAUAUGUGCUUUGCAAACUGUAAUGUGUAUGGACACCUACUCGAUACACACUGAUACGCAUGCACUUCCUUUUGAUACCUGAUAAUAAUUUUAAAACAAUCGUAAUUAUUGGCUGAGCAUUGUCGAAAAGGAAGUUCAGCUCUUUUUCCCUUUCACUUUUAACAUAAUGUCAGACUUUGAUGAAAUGCUAUUGCACAAUACUAUACGUUUUUCACUUGCCAAUUCCUGAUAAAAUGUUGAAUCCAACUGA
Molecule: messenger RNA, 2835 nt
Organism: Sycon ciliatum
Lineage: Eukaryota; Metazoa; Porifera; Calcarea; Leucosolenida; Sycettidae
Product: tyrosine-protein kinase SYK-like
Exons: 12
Coding region: 340-2160 (606 amino acids)
Biological process (GO): protein phosphorylation; intracellular signal transduction
Cellular component (GO): cytoplasm
Molecular function (GO): non-membrane spanning protein tyrosine kinase activity; ATP binding
Source: RefSeq, a predicted model, not a curated record